Messenger RNA from Patella vulgata (common limpet), 1950 nucleotides. RefSeq names its product zinc finger protein 37. The record is from RefSeq and is a predicted model, not a curated record. Gene Ontology annotation, molecular function: DNA-binding transcription factor activity; RNA polymerase II transcription regulatory region sequence-specific DNA binding. The transcript has a single exon. Gene Ontology annotation, cellular component: nucleus. Bases 174 to 1691 code for a protein of 505 amino acids. Gene Ontology annotation, biological process: negative regulation of DNA-templated transcription. Lineage: Eukaryota; Metazoa; Mollusca; Gastropoda; Patellidae.
UUCACAAACCUGUGAAUUUCCGGAUUAUUCCCACCCUGCAUGAAACGCCGACAAUGUUUAAUUUUUCAACUGUUUUGGAGAUCUAGCCAUUGAAUUAGAAGAAUAUAAAACGCCACGUUUACAGUUUCGGCCACUGUUUCAUUUCUCCGACUAGAAAAGAGUAUUUUACUAAAAUGGCAACAACCAGAUCUGCAAAGCAAAAGACGAAAAGUAUGGACUCGACCAGAAACAUAAAAUCUUCACGAAAAAACGUGACCUGUUCCUACAAGAAAACAAACACAGACAAAACUGAUAAAUAUGUUAGCGAAGAUAAUGUAUUGCUUGAAAAGAAUUUUGCAGCAGACGAAAUAACAAUCUCACAGAAAGAACAUAGACCUAUUUCGGAAAUAGAAUCCACGGGUAGAAAGAGAGGUCGAAAGAAAGCAGUUCCAAAAAAAUCUGUUAAUGCUAAACAGCCAGAUGAUAUUGACGACCCAGGUGUGGAUCCUAAAGAAGACUUACGGGUAGAAGAGGAAAAAGCAAAUAAUAGCAGAACUGACAAGAGCAACCGACGGUCGAGAAAGAUCAAAAAAACAUCUAUGUAUGUAGACACUGACACUGUAGUAGAACUAGAAGAUGAACAAGAAAAUUCAGAUGAAUGUAUAGAUGACCUCGAUGAUGAAUGGAAACCUGGAAAAGAAAGUUCUAAAGACACAGAAGUUGGUGAGCAUGAUGGUAAUGAAGAUACCAAUUCCAUGAAGAAUUGUGAAUUAUCUGAAGAAUCAAAUGUGGGUAACAAAAGAAAUAGGCCUACCGUUACUGAUAAUAAAAAGAGAAUCAAAAAGAAUACCGGUAAUAAAAAGAUUAAUGUAAAACGGGAAAACAUGGACAAAUAUAUUGAUGUUCUAGAAGGCAAGUGUAAGCCAGAAAAAUUGAAGAAAGAAGACAUUGUGUGUGCUGAAUGCAAGCAACAUUUUAAGAAUAGAUGUCAAUUGGUUAAUCAUAUGAGAAUACAUACGGGCGAAAGACCAUAUAAAUGCACAGUAUGUGGCCGAUCCUUCGCUUUGAAAUCAAACUUGACAGCUCAUUUAAUAAUCCAUUCUUCAGAUAGACCUUUCGCGUGUACUAAAUGCGAGUGGGCGUUUAAAAGUGAAAAGCGUUUGAGAGAUCACCAGCGGGUACACAGCCAAGAGCAACCUUUUUCUUGUGACGAAUGUGGACAAAAAUUUAAAAUCAAGAGAAAUUUGGUUUGUCAUCAGCUGAUACACAAGGGGGUAAAACCAUAUAAAUGUGAUCAGUGCGAUUAUUCCGCUGUACGAAAAAGUUGCGUAAUUAAUCAUCAAUGGACUCAUAAAGACAUUAAACGUUUCAGUUGUCAGGAAACUGGUUGCGAUAAGACGUUUGCAUCGAAAGCUAAAUUCAUUAUCCAUACAAACAAUCACAAUAAUAUUAAACCAUACCCAUGUACUGUCUGCGAUAAAGCUUUCGGCAGACAAGAUAAUCUAAAAGUUCACAUGCGUUCACACACGGGGAUUAAACCCUAUAGUUGUGUUCCGUGUCAGAAAGUGUUUAGUUCUGUUCAAGGUUUUAGAACCCAUAUAAAAAAUAUUCACAUUGAAGGUGGGGUUUCCACGGUUACAACUAAUACUUGGGAUGAAGUUCCCAUGAAAGCCAAUAUGGUUUCUGUUCAGGUUAUGACAAAUUUUAUAUAGGGGAGACUUGAUUGAGUGUCCUGGAAUUGAAUUCUCUCAAUUCCAAAAAUGGUGACAAUUGGGUGAAAGGAGGAAUUUCGGCCUACAAUGCAUGCUGAGACAGAAUAAAAAUAUCUCGACCAACCAGGACAGCUGAUACAUUUGGGUGAAAGGAGGCACUUUACAUGGAAUGACCCUCUGUGUUUUGUAGUAGAUGUUAUAAUAGUGAAUUCUUAUUUUUGCCUUUAGCCUAAACAAUACAGUGGUUGAAACGAAAGAA